Penicillium chermesinum is the source of this 747-nucleotide messenger RNA. RefSeq lists its product as uncharacterized. The transcript has 2 exons. The record is from RefSeq and is a predicted model, not a curated record. The coding region runs from base 1 to 747 and encodes 248 amino acids. Lineage: Eukaryota; Fungi; Ascomycota; Eurotiomycetes; Eurotiales; Aspergillaceae.
AUGUCCCUGGCCAAAACCCUGCCCGCCCGCGUGGGCGCAACAGUGCGGGUGAGGAUGUUCCCAACCCCGAGCACUCUCGGCGAGAGCAGACAGGUGCUCGCCAUGCUGCAGAAGUUCGGCGAAGUGGCAACAUUCAAGAAUCUCAAUUACGAGAUGAGCAAGAAAUCAGCGAAGAAAAGAAGGCCAGUCAUCGCCAUUUUCGAUACCCCCGAAGCUGCACAGAAAGCCGUCGCGUCGUCGCCGAUCACCAUCCCGCUCGAACGCGCACCUUCGGUGCUGCCCUCUUCAGACGCCCCUCGAGCUGGAGCCUCAACCGCCAGUCCAGCUGCGGAGGAACCAUUGCCGGAAGAAUCAGUGUCAGUACCGGAGACAAUAACGUGUCUUAUUGAAGCGGACGAGGGUUGGCCGCAUUUUGCUGCAAUGCGGCGAAACCCGUAUUAUCUUGCGUACAAAGCGAAGAAGCCCCAAACGGAGAUUUAUAAAGACAUGGCAGAUCCGACCACGGGAACACCACUGAAAGCGCUACGGGACGUGUUACAAAGCAAUGUGGAGUCAAUGGCUACAUCCGCGGCGCGACAAGAUCUGCCAGCCGAAAAGGCAGCACGGUUACAGAAGCGAGUAAGGGAUAUUAGGGUGGAGAACCAGAAUUGGGGCGCCGAGAGUUUAAUGGGACUUCACGAGGGCAGAACCGGGCGUGCUCUCUAUCAAGCUGGAGGUGGCCCGGCGAACAAGUCAAAGACUUACUAG